CAACCGAACCUCAGCUUCGGCGAAAUCACGACCCUGAGUUGCGGACCUUGUUCCGACACACUCUCUCCCUCUCCGUUCGAACUCGAUACUUGAUACCUGAUAGUCCUCACUGGCUUGUUAACCUAGUUUUGUUUUCGUUUUUUUUUUAUGAUUCACUGAUAGAGCGAUGAUCCAUCAGUGGCUCGGUGUUCAUCUUCGAUGUGAGCAGCCUACAAUUGAGUAAUGCAGGAUUUUGAUCCGUCUUUUGUUGGUUUUUGAGCCGCUUACAGUGAAAAAUUUCGUCUCGAGCAGUUGUUUUAUAAUUGACCCGGCAAAAUGGCGCAGAGUAACUGGGAAGCAGAUAAGAUGCUUGAUGUCUAUAUCUAUGAUUAUUUGGUGAAGAAAAAAUUGCAUAAUACUGCUGAGUCAUUCAUGACAGAAGGAAAGGUUGCGCCAGAUCCAGUAGCAAUUGAUGCUCCUGGAGGGUUUCUUUUUGAGUGGUGGUCUGUAUUCUGGGAUAUUUUUAUUGCGAGGACAAACGAGAAACAUUCUGAGUCUGCUGCAGCAUAUUUGGGGGCUCAACAGAUUAAAGCAAAAGAACUGCAGCAGCUUCAACUUAUGCGUCAAGCUCAUUUUCAAAGGAGGGAUCCUAAUCAUCCUCCUAUUGGUGGUACUGUAAAUGCUAUUUCUUCUGAAGGAAUGCUUGGGCAACCUACUGCCAGUGCAUUGGCUGCUAAAAUGUAUGAGGAACGGAUGAAACACUCUAACCCAAUGGAUACGGAGACAUCCCAACCACUUAUAGAUGCUAGAAUGGCCCUUCUGAAGUCAACAACAAGUCAUCCUGGUCAGAUGGUUCAAGGAAAUACUGGAAGUGUGACUGCAGCUUUGCACCACAUGCAGGCUCGAAAUCAGCAGACUCCUCAGGACAUUAAAAGUGAAGUCAACAUGGGUGGAAUGCAAAGAUCUUUGCCAAUGGAUCCUUCCUCAAUCUACGGGCAGGGAGCAAUGCAGUCAAAACCAGGAAUAGUCAAUCCAGGAUUGAAUCCAGGGGUCGGUGGUCUCACACUGAAAGGAUGGCCUUUAACUGGCAUAGAACAAAUUCGACCAGGUUUAGGAGCACAAGUUCAAAAACCUCUCCUUCAAAGUGCAAAUCAGUUCCAGCUUUUGCCCCAACAACAACAACAGCAACUCCUGGCUCAGGUUCAGGCACAAGGUAAUAUUACCAGUUCAUCAAUGUACGCAGAUAUGGAUCCUCAACGAUUGAGGGGAUUAGCUAGGGGUAGUUUGAAUGCAAAAGAUGGCCAACCGAUUGCAAAUGAUGGAUCGAUUGGUUCUCCAAUGCAAUCCACUUCAUCUAAGAUCAACAUGCCACAGAUGCAACAAUCUACCACUCAGCAACAGCAGGAUCCUUUGCAUCCACAGCAACUGCAGCAGAAUAACCGGAAAAGGAAAGGGCCUACAUCUUCAGGAGCUGCCAACAGCACUGGUACUGGAAACACGAUCGGCCCUUCUAAUUCCCAGCCAUCAACCCCAUCUACUCAUACUCCUUGUGAUGGAGUAGCGAUGACUGGUAACUUGCAGAAUGUUGGUGGUGUAUCCAAAGGUUUGAUGAUGUAUGGUGUGGAUGGCACAGUUGGUCUUGCAUCGUCCACAAGUCAACUGUUGCAGGAUGACAUGGAACGUUUUGGAGAUGUUGGCUCCUUAGAUGAUAAUGUGGAGUCUUUUCUCUCACAAGAUGAUGGUGACGGAAGAGAUUUGUUUGGCACCUUGAGACGGAACACUUCUGAGCACACAACAGAUGCUUCAAAAGGCUUUUCCUUUAGUGAAGUUGGGUCUAUACGCAAGAGCAAUGGCAAAGUUGUUUGCUGUCAUUUCUCAUCCGAUGGGAAGUUAUUGGCCAGUGCUGGACAUGACAAGAAGGUUUUUCUGUGGAACAUGGAGACACUACAAACAGAGAGCUCUACGGAGGAACACUCUUCUAUUAUUACUGAUGUUCGCUUCAGACCAAAUUCAUCUCAGCUUGCAACUUCUUCAUUUGAUACAACUGUGCGGCUUUGGGAUGCUGCAGAUCCAAACUUCUUUUUCCAGACAUAUACUGGUCACACCGCUCAUGUGAAGUCCCUUGAUUUCCACCCAAAGAAAAAUGAUCUUUUCUGUUCUUGUGAUGAAAACAGUGAGAUUCGCUUUUGGAAUAUUAAUCAACAUUCUUGCUCUCGUGUUUCCAAGGGAGGCUCUGCACAGGUAAGGUUUCAGCCAAGAACAGGACACCUUCUGGCUGCAGCGGCUGGUAAUGUUGUGUCCCUCUAUGAUGUUGAGACUGACAGGCUGGUGCUGUCAUUACAGGGGCACACUGCUGAUGUGCAUUCUGUUUGUUGGGAUACCAAUGGAGAUUACUUGGCAUCUGUGAGUCAAGAAUCUGUCAGAGUGUGGUCAUUGGCCUCUGGGGAUUGCCUUCACGAGCUUAACUCCCGUGGGCACAUGUCCCAUUCUUGUGUUUUUCACCCAAGCUACUCCACUCUCUUGGUUAUUGGAGGUUACCAGUCUUUGGAGCUAUGGAACGUGGCAGAGAAUAGAUCCAUGACAAUACCAGCUCAUGAGUGUGUGAUAUCGGCUUUAGCACAAUCACCAGUGUCAGGAAUGGUUGCUUCCGCAAGUUAUGACAAGUCCGUCAAGAUUUGGAAAUGAGUUUGAUUGUUCUUAUGGUUGAAACAGCCGAGUCAAGUGUUCUACUACCUGUUAUAUUCUUAAGGGCAGCCAGAGUCUGAACAAGAAGCUGUUGAAAAUUUUAUUUGAAACAAGGGGGAAAGAAAUCUUUCAUGCCACUACCCCUCCUUUUUUUUUUUUUUUACUCUCUCUGUCUCCCUUAACUUCUUCAUUAUUUAAUAUUUACCGUGUUAAUUUAAUAAGGGAGUUAUGUGUUUACUGUUUACGUU
Prosopis cineraria is the source of this 2912-nucleotide messenger RNA. Its product is annotated as transcriptional corepressor LEUNIG_HOMOLOG. Gene Ontology annotation, biological process: intracellular protein transport; vesicle-mediated transport. Gene Ontology annotation, molecular function: structural molecule activity; protein binding; transcription corepressor activity. Bases 316 to 2664 code for a protein of 782 amino acids. Lineage: Eukaryota; Viridiplantae; Streptophyta; Magnoliopsida; Fabales; Fabaceae. The record is from RefSeq and is a predicted model, not a curated record. Gene Ontology annotation, cellular component: membrane coat. The transcript is spliced from 19 exons.